AUGGAAGACUAUGCCCUGGCAUUUGGAAUUAAUCUCUUCAUUGCCUUGAUGAUUCAACCCAUCAUGACUAUGACUGUGGUUGACAACCAAGGACUGGGGCUUCCUGUUGACAUUCAGCACAAAGCAAAGCCCUCGCCAAAAGCCAGCCAGAUGCUGCCACCUGAUCUUGGACUUCCCAGCUUCCAGAACUUAUUAAGUCCAUCUGAGAAACUAGAGGCUUGGGACCCAGGGAUGAGGAAACUUACUGUACAGACAUGCAGGUUGACCUGCCCUGAGGGCCAUGGCCUCUGCCAUGCAACUGCACAAGCUUCAGCCGAAACUCUCUCUGGCACUGCCCUAAACAGACCAAGUGUGAGAGAGGGAGCAUGUAAUGAAAAGUCCACAGAGGACAAGAAGCCACAAGAUUCAGUUCUCUGAAGCCAUUCUAGAUAGUUUCAGGGGAACUAG
Messenger RNA from Nomascus leucogenys (northern white-cheeked gibbon), 447 nucleotides. It is a transcript of the gene C22AH2orf83, whose product is annotated as chromosome 22a C2orf83 homolog. Gene Ontology annotation, molecular function: vitamin transmembrane transporter activity. NCBI's taxonomy places the organism in Eukaryota, Metazoa, Chordata, Mammalia, Primates, Hylobatidae. Gene Ontology annotation, biological process: vitamin transport. Gene Ontology annotation, cellular component: membrane. The record is from RefSeq and is a predicted model, not a curated record.